Daktulosphaira vitifoliae (grape phylloxera) is the source of this 795-nucleotide messenger RNA. RefSeq lists its product as uncharacterized. The coding region runs from base 155 to 700 and encodes 181 amino acids. The transcript is spliced from 5 exons. Lineage: Eukaryota; Metazoa; Arthropoda; Insecta; Hemiptera; Phylloxeridae. Gene Ontology annotation, molecular function: calcium ion binding. The record is from RefSeq and is a predicted model, not a curated record.
UUUUUAGAUUAUUUUAAAUUUAUCUAUACAUAUAUAUAUAUAUAAACGAUAAUAAUUUACUAAUAAAAAUUAUUUUUCUUGUUUCGCUGUAAUUAAAAAAAAUUAUAUAAUUUCUAGACUUUCAUUACUGCUGCACUUAUAACAAACAUUAAAAAUGGGUUUCUAUUUUUAUUUUGGAAUAUUACUUUAUUUUGUGUGUGUAAUUAUCAAACAUACGUUUUCAGCUGGAACGUCAAAUGUCGAGGAAAAAGAGCUUUUUAAAGGUUUAACACAAGCAGAUAUAAAAUAUAUCAGUUGUAACAUAAAAUUAUCAAAUAUUAAAGAAAAUGUAAAUCAAUACUUAAUAGAACAAUAUGAAUUGGAUGAUACGGAGGUAAAAGACAUUUUUGAUCAAGUUGAUGGAGCUACAACACUUGCUAUGAUUUUGAAAAUCGUUUCAAAUCAUUCAUAUUCAGAGUCUGGAGUGAUAAGAUUUACUGUAGAUCAAGUAACAUAUUGUACAAAAAUAAUUAUAGAAAAUGAUGUUGAUAAAGACGGAUUUUUAACAAUUGAUGAACUAACUACAGUAUUAUGUAAAUUUAUUGAUGGAAAAAUCGUUAAAGUAAUUGGUACUUUCGAAACAUAUUUUCAAAAACGACAUUUACUAUGUUACAUGCUUACUAUUUUCGAAUAUCUUUUGCCAGAACAACCCAUAAUAUAGUAUAACAAACAAUAAAAGAAAACAUAACAAAUCAUUAAUUAUCAUCAAAAAAUGUUUUUUGUUAAAAAUUAUUGUUAUAUUUUAAGAUUAUAAAC